This is a messenger RNA of Pocillopora damicornis (cauliflower coral), 439 nucleotides long. RefSeq lists its product as uncharacterized. Gene Ontology annotation, cellular component: cytoplasm. NCBI's taxonomy places the organism in Eukaryota, Metazoa, Cnidaria, Anthozoa, Scleractinia, Pocilloporidae. Gene Ontology annotation, biological process: protein ubiquitination. The record is from RefSeq and is a predicted model, not a curated record. Gene Ontology annotation, molecular function: zinc ion binding; protein binding; ubiquitin-protein transferase activity.
UCAUAUUGCAGCAAUUAAUAAUCACCUUGAGAUAGCUAAGAUCCUUUUACAAAAGCCGGAGUGUAAGGUCGAUUCUCCAACCGCUGGAAAUCAAACAGCACUUCAUUUAGCUGCCGAAGAAGGAUACUCAGUCAUGGUAGGGAUGUUGUUGGACCAUGGAGCAGAUGUUAAUGCGGUGGAUAAUGACGGAGAUACGGCGCUUCACAUCACUUUAAUGAAGGAACACGUGCUACAGAGAAAUAUGGGAUUAAUGCCUGGUCUGGACUCACUAUUUGGUGCACGAAAGAGCAAUGCGUCCUUUGUCGCUGUCUCACGCUGCUUGUUAAGCUAUGGAGCUGACGUGUUGAAAGCCAAUGACUCAGGGAAAACACCACUGGACAAAUGUCGAGGAUCGGAAGUUGAGCCACUCGUUCGGAAGAUUGCAGCCUGCGGAGGAUAG